AUGGAGAGACAGACAAAAGAGGAGAUGAGGACAGAAGCGAGUGAGGAGGAAGAUGUCGGUGGAAACAUAAUUGAAGAAAAGAACAAGACAGACAAAAGUACAGUGGCUUGCGAAAGUAUUCACCCCCCUUGGCAUUUUUCCUAUUUUGUUGCCUUACAACCUGGAAUUAAAAUUGAUUUUUUGGGGGUUUGUAUCAUUUGAUUUACACAACAUACCUACCACUUUGAAGAUGCAAAAUAUGUUUUAUUGUGAAACAAACAAGAAAUAAGACUAAAAAAAAUAAAAAAUUGAGCAUGCAUAACUGUUCACCCCCACAAAGUCAAUACUUUGUAGAGACACCUUUUGCAGCAAUUACAGCUGCAAGUGUCUUGGGGUAUGUCUCUAUAAGAUUGGCACAUCUAGCCACUGGGAUUUUUGCCCAUUCUUCAAGGCAAAACUGCUCCAGCUCCUUCAAGUUGGAUGGGUUCCGCUGGUGUACAGCAAUCUUUAAGUCAUACCACAGAUUCUCAAUUGGAUUGAGGUCUGUGCUUUGACUAGGCCAUUCCAAGACAUUUAAAUGUUCCCCCUCGAGUGUUGCUUUAGCAGUAUGCUUAGGGUCAUUGUCCUGCUGGAAGGUGAACCUCCGUCCCACUCGCAAAUCUCUGGAAGACUGAAACAGGUUUCCCUCAAGAAUCUACCUGUAUUUAGCGCCAUCCAUCAUUCCUUCAAUUCUGACCAGUUUCCCAGUCCCUGACGAUGAAAAACAUUUACCCCGAGAUGGUGUUCUCGGGGUGAUGAGAGGUGUUGGGUUUGCGCCAGACAUAGCGUUUUCCUUGAUGGCCAAAAAGCUCAAUUUUUUUGUCUCAUCUGACCAGAGUAUCUUCUUCCAUAUGUUUGGGGAGUCUCCCACAUGCCUUUUGGUGAACACCAAACAUGUUUGCUUAUUUUUCUCUUUAAGCAAUGGCUUUUUUCUGGCCACUCUUCCAUAAAGCCCUGCUCUGUGGAGUGUAUGGCUUAAAGUGGUCCUAUGGACAGAUACUCCAACCUCCGCUGUGGAGCUUUGCAGCUCCUUCAUGGUUAUCUUUGGUCUCUUUGUUGCCUCUCUGAUUAAUGCCGUCCUUGCCUGGUCCGUGAGUUUUGGUGGGCGGCCCUCUCUUGGCAGGUUUGUUGUGGUGCCAUAUUCUUUCUAUUUUUUUAUAAUGGAUUUAAUGGUGCUCCGUGGGAUGUUCAAAGUUUCAGAUUUUUUUUUAUAACCCAACCCUGAUCUUGUACUUCUCCACAACUUUGUCCCUGACCUGUUUGGAGAGCUCCUUGGUCUUCAUGGUGCCGCUUGCUUGGUGGUGCCUCUUGCGUAGUGGUGUUGCAGACUCUGGGGCCUUUCAGAACUGGUGUAUAUAUACUGAGCUCAUGUGACAGAUCAUGUGACACUUAGAUUGCACACAGGUGGACUUUAUUUAACUAAUUAUGUGACUUCUGAAGGUAAUUGGUUGCACCAGAUCUUAUUUAGGGGCUUCAUAGCAAAGGGGAUGAAUACAUAUGCACACACCACUUUUCAGGUAUUUAUUUUUGAGAAAUUUUUGAAACAAGUUAUUUUUUUCAUUUCACUUCACCAAUUUGGACUAUUUUGUGUAUGUCCAUUACAUGAAAUCCAAAUUUAAAAUACAUUUAAAUUACAGCUUGUAAUGUAACUGUCACGAUCGUCAGGGAGAGACCAAUGCGCAGCGUGAUGAACGAACAUGAUACUUUAUUUAAUUAAAGUGCACACACGAAACAACAAAACAAUAAACGACUCGUGAAGUCCACGGUAACAAUGACCGACACGGAACAAGAACCCACAAACACAAAAGGAAAACAGACAGUAUAAAUAUGGCUCCCAAUCAGAGACAACCAGCCAACAGCUGACACUCGUUGCCUCUGAUUGGGAGUCACUCAGGCCAACAUAGAAAUACACAACCUAGAACCCCCAACAUAGAAAUAGAACACAUAGAAUGAACACACCCUGGCUCAACAUAUAGAGUCCCAGAGCCAGGGUGUGACAGUAACAAAAUAGGAAAAACGCCAAGGGGGGUGAAUACUUUUCCAAGGCACUGUAUCAGGAGGUGAAUCUUCAACUGGGGAAAUACUAAGGUCAAAGAAAGAUACCGACGAAAAACGGAGAGGACCUUUCAGAGGGAAAGGGAGGAAGGUGAUAAUAUAAGUGCAUUCGGAAAGUAUUCAGACCCCUUGACUUUUUCCACAUUUUGUUACAUUACAGCCUUAUUCUAAAAUUUAUUAAAUUGAUUUUUGUUCUCAUCAGUCUACACACAAUACCCCAUAAUGACAAAGCAGAAACAGGAUUUAAUAUAUUUUUGCACAUGUAUUAAAAAUAAGAAACUGAAAUAUCACAUUUACACAAAUAUUCAGACCCUUUACUCAGUAGUUUGUUGAAGCACCCUUGACAGUGAUUACAGCCUCGAGUCUUCUUGCGUAUGACGCUACAAGCUUGGCACACCUGUAUUUGCCGAGUUUCUCCCAUUCUUCUCCACAGAUCCUCUCAAGCUCUGUCAGGUUGGAUGGGGAACAUCGCUGCACAGUUAUUUUCAGGUCUCUCCAGAGAUGUUCGAUCGGGUUCAAGUCCAGGCUCUGGCUGGGCCUACUCAAGGACAUUCAGAGACUUGUCAGGAAGCCACUCCUGCGUUCUCUUGGCUGUGUGCUUAGGGUCGUUGUCCUGUUGGAAGAUUAACCUUCGCCCCAGUCUGAGGUCCUGAGCACUCUGGAGCAGGUUUUCAUCAAGGAUCUCUCUGUACUUUGCUCCGUUCAUGUUUGCCUCGAUCCUGACUAGUCUUUCAGUCCCAGCAGCUGAAAAACAUCCCCACAGCAUGAUGCUGCCACCACCAUGCUUUACCGUAGGGAUGGUGCCAGGAUUCCUCCAGACAUGACGCUUGGCAUUCAGGCCAAAGAGUUCAAUCUUGGUUUCAUCAGACCAGAGAAUCUUGUUUCUCGUGGUUUGAGAGUCCUUUAGGUGCCUUUUGGAUUACAAAAGUGCUGAACAAAUACUGAUAUUGACUACGUCCGAUUUAGCUCGCUCAUUAAUGUCUUAAUCGAAAUUCAGGAAAGCCUCUUAUCCGCUCAUCGUUCCCUUAAACCAUAGUUUGUACAUUUCAAUUGUCAGUAGAAACCACAUUUGUUUAAGCAAGUCAGCCAUAUCAGCUAUGUUUUUUAAAAAGGCAGUAAAUGAGGCUAAAUGAACUGUUUCACUGCCAGUCAAGGCGCCGCUGAUAGUCAGGUGUAGUGGUGGUAAGGAUUCACUCCAUGGUGCUGAAAAGAAAGCUCUGCUUACGGGACAGCUUUAUGUAGGUUCUAACAGUUUGUGGGCACCGUUUGUCACCGUUAUAGUGCAAUUCAUGUAUUGUUUAGUGUUGUGUUGUGUAGUGGCAUUGCUGGCAUGCAUCUAAAACAUAUUUUUUUUAGUUUGCCACACCAAGGUUUACAUGCUAAAAUCUACACUGCCACCAAGUGGGUUAGCCCUCUUGGUGCGAUGCAUAGGGUGCUUGCCUUGAGACCAGGGGUUCGCUUCCCUACCCCGCCGUUCGCUACAAUACCAUUGAUAGCCUACAGUACUUUCUUUCCAUCAGGUACCUUGGUAGGUGGUCUUGGAUCCUUUUGUUUCAAAGUAUAUUUGUUUAAUACCAAGAAACACUCAGUGUGACCCUGAUUUAGCCCACUGCAUGUGAAAACACAAAAUCCUACUCAUCAUUCUACGUGCUCAAUCAUAUAAUCCUUAAUGUAUACUAGGCUACGUCACUUUUGUUUUGAGACUAUUUCACCGUGUGUUUUUAACGGGGCAACUGGUUCACGCCAGAGAAGCAGACCGGUUCCAAAACUAAUGCAAUCACCUUUCACCCGGCGCAAACUGCUCCCGUCGGGGUAAUCCGGGCUAGAUUGGCAGCAGCAGGGAUUGGCUAGUGAUGUAAAUGGGUGGUGGGACCGCCAGGAGUUAGGAGGAUAUAUAUAUAUUUUUCAAAUGGUUCAUACUGGACAAGAAAGAGCGCAAAAGCGAGUCCAGAAAGUUCUGAACUAUCUAGCUAAGUAGUUCAAUUGCCAACUCGUACAUGUCUUGGGGUUUAGCUAUAUUUGGUUGGACUUUGUGUGGCAUGUCUGGAGCUCCGAUUGAUUCUGACUGUUAGCAACAUUUGCGAGCUUUUCUGCUUAGCCCUAGUUUUACUAGUCGCUAUUUAUGUACAGUCGUGGUCAAAAGUUUUGAGAAUAACACAAGUAUUGGUCUUCACAAAGUUCGCUGCUUCAGUGUUUUUAGAUAUUUUUGUCAGAUGUUACUAUGGUAUACUGAAGUAUAAUUACAAGCAUUCCAUAAGUGUCAAAGGCUUUUAUUGACAAUUACAUUACGUUUAUGCAAAGAGUCAAGAUUUGCAGUGUUGUCCCUUCUUUUUCAAGACCUCUGCAAUCCGCCCUGGCAUACUGUCAAUUAACUUCUGGGCCACAUCCUGACUGAUGGCAGCCCAUUCUUGCAUAAUCAAUGCUUGGAGUUUGUGGGUUUUUGUUUGUCCACCCGCCUCUUGAGGAUUGACCACAAAUUCUCAAUGGGAUUAAGGUCUGGGGAGUUUCCUGGCCAUGGACCCAAAAUAUCGAUGUUUUGUUCCCCGAGCCACUUAGUUAUCACUUUAGCUGAAUCAACUUUAGGAGACGGUCCUGGCGCUUGCUGGACUUUCUUGGGCACCCUGAAGCCUUCUUCACAAUAAUUGAACCUCUCUCCUUGAAGUUCUUGAUGAUCCGAUAAAUGGUUGAUUUAGGUGCAAUCUUACUAGCAGCAAUAUCCUUGUCUGUGAAGCCCUUUUUGUGCAAAGCAAUGAUGACGGCACGUGUUUCCUUGCAGGUAACCAUGGAUAACAGAGGAAGAACAAUGAUUUCAAGCACCACCCUCCUUUUAAAGCUUCCAGUCAACACUCUCACCUGUGUUAACGAGAGAAUCACUGACAUGAUGUCAGCUGGUCCUUUUGUGGCAGGGCUGAAAUGCAGUGGAAAUGUUUUUUGGGGAUUAAGUUAAUUUUCAUGGCAAAGAGGAACUUUGCAUUUAAUUGCAAUUCAACUGAUCACUCUUCAUAACAUUCUGGAGUAUAUGCAAAUUGCCAUCAUAAAAACUGAGGCAGCAGACUUUGUGAAAAUUUAUAUUUGUGUCAUUCUCAAAGCCUUUGACCAUGACUGUACUAGCUAAUUUUCCCCCAACAUCGGACACCCCCUAACUUCGGACACUUUCUAGCAGUUGGAAGACUAAAUCACCUUGAGCUCAACAUUUAAAUGGACUGGAAAAUAACGGUACGUUUUACGACUAAAGACACCCUUCUAGCGAGCUGACCACCGAUUUUCAGUGCAAUUUAUGUAAGUUAAAUUAGGUUUUGAGAGUUUUCAAAAAAGUUAUAUAUGUACACAUUUUGUGGGACACGCUGCAUAUUGUAAGAUUCAACUGCGCGACAUUUAAUAUCCAACUUUUUACCUCUGAAAUAUAGCUAACGGAUUUUCUAAUGUUGCUAGCUUAGUUGCUAAAUGUUGAUAGAACUGCUAAGACAGCAAAAAGGAAAUUGUAAGCGUUAGAUAAUACAUAUCACGAAAACAGCUGAAUGUUGUCAAGCUUUACCGUAUCAAAAUUGGAGUCCUCUAACGGAGGCAUUUUGCACAAUCUGCAAAAAUGUAUUUGGAACAUUGAACCAUGAACUUUUUGACACCUAUCACUGUUGGCUAUGUUUCAUCUUACAACAGCUACAUAGAGGCAGUAUUUAGUCAAAUGUUACAAUGUAUGCAUCAAUAUUAAACUAAUUGGGACACUAAUUUUCAUUACAGAUAACAUCAAACAAAAAACAUGAAAACUUUCAUCAACUUUCAAUGCCUUAGCUUUGAAAUGUAAAUGUUUAUACAUAUUCAGAUUGAGUUAUCUUUCUAAACUGUGUAUAGUAUUCCAAGUUAUUUAAGUUAUUUAGCUACAUGUAUUUACCACCACAGCAUGGAGAAUGUCAAGAGGAAGCAGUGGAGUGAGGUGGACAUGUUCCAUGCCAUGGAGGACUGCGGGGCAGGGAUGGCUAUCCGCCAGGCUGCCAAGGUUAUAAUAAUAAUAAUAAUAAUAAUAUAAUAUAAUAUAAUAAUAAUAAUAAUUAUUAUAGUAAAGCUUCCUUAGACACCAAGAACAAACAAAAAGAGGAAGGAAGUCCCACUUUGGUCUCACUCUCCCUGACUUCUUGAUCAGACUUGAAGUGAUCAUGUUUGUUGUUGGAAUGUUCCAUGGUUCUCAGUGUAUGUCUGACACCAUAAUAACAAUAUAAUUGAAUAGAACACUGUAAUUUAAUGGAUCUUCAUGGUAAUAACCCUGUUGUUUUGUUGUCCAGUUGACUGUUGUGCUGACCGGGGCUGUGGUGGUAGUGUCUUUCAUUGGCAUCGUGGUGCUCUUCCUCUAUCGAAGAUACAAGCUAGCCAGUGAGUCAUCCAUCCUCUUCCUCCCUACUUCAUGGGACAAGCAUGUGGAGCAAGAAAAACAGUUGAUAUUGAACUUGACAUUAUACAUACUGAAAACAUCUUGGGGCAAUGAGCUAAAUUUGACCACACCAGCAUUGGCGAAAAAUAUCUGUUGGUCCUGAACAGAGAGAACCCUUGUUCACAGGACAUUCAUUCCAUCUGUGCUGUAUACUAUGUAGGCCUAGUUGCAUUUUGCACUCUGUUUACCAGCCACUAUUGCUCGCAUAAGCAGUGUUAUCUAUGUUGAUAGCAUGUUGUGUCUGUGUUGGAAGGUGGACAGCAGGCUGUUCCCCGCUAUCACUUCAGGAAGAGAGACAAGGCGCUCUUCUACGUCAGGAAGAUUUUGAGGAAGGUUAGUCAUUCUUAAAAUAUGUUCCAUAUGGCACCCUAGUCCCUUUAUAGUGCCACUACUUUUGACCUGGUCCCAUAAGGCUCUGGUCAAAAGUAGUGCACCAAUGAAUAGGGUGCCAUUUGGGAUACACAUCUGUUCACUCUCUCCUACUUACCAACCUAUUGACAGAAAGGUAUGCAUACUGUAGCAACGUUAACCCAAGACCUAGCGAGCUCGUCAAGAGGGUCAGAUCUCCUGGCAUAAGGUGUUGGGUUGACAGUCGCUGGACCUGGGAUCGGGUCCCAGUCGGGGCUUCCUCCUGAAUUCGCUACAAUAAUACCUUUUACUGGGGAAAUGGAAGAGACUCUUCACCAAAUCACUCAUCUCCAUACCAUGCAUUAUUUAUCAGGGUCCGUAUUCAUAAAGCGCCUCAGAGGAGGAGUGCUGAUCUAGGAUUAGUUUAGCUUUUUAAAUUCGAAUGAAUAUGAUUAUAUGGACAGCGGGCACCUGAUCCUAAAUCAGCAAUUAUUCAUUUUCUGAGACACUUUAUGAAUAGAGGACCAGGAGUUUAGCAUGCCAAUCCUUAUUGCCAUUUAUUUCAAUUGAAAUGAAUUUCUGACGCCUUUAUAAUUUCAGAAUAUUACGUAUCAAUUCUUGGAAUUGAGUGAAUCUCCUGUGAUUUGUCUUCUGAUGAUAAGAAAUGUUAGUUACAUGUUUCCCCACUGGAGGGCAGAGCAAAGUAGCAUUUUGUGCCUUUAGUAACUCAUCCCUUCAUCCCCUUCCUUCCAUGGAUUCCAUCUCUCUGUCACUCGCCGGUCCAGACCCUGUCCUCCCCUCCGUCCUCUACCUCAGUGUCCAAGCAGUGCCCUCGGAAGAGACCAAAAGUCCUGAGUAUAGCUCGCAGGUAGGCUACCAUCUCUAGAGGCUGUCACACCACUACUCAAAAGAGAGGAAAUUAAAUUUAAGAAAGGGCACACUAGUCUAUGCCACCUAAUGUGUGUGGGUGUUCUAGGAUCCUGCGUAUCCGUAAGGAGCCCCCCACCCUUCAGCCCAAGGAGCCCCCUCCAUCCCUAUUGGAGGGCGACCUGACUGAGUUUGACGUGCAGAACACCAACCGACGCGCCGAGGUCCUCUACAUGCUCAAGAACAUCAGGUAGCACAAACAAACACACAAACAUCCAUGCACACACACACUCACAUUCUCUAUACUAUACUGUGAUAUGUCCUUUUUUAUUUUUUUGUGGUAUUUGUACCCCAUUUUUCUCCCCAAUUUCGUGGUAUCCAAUUGGUAGUUACAGUCUUGUCCCAUCGCUGCAAUUCCUGUACGGACACGGGAGAAGCGAAGGUCGAGAGUCGUGCGUCCUCCGAAACACAACCCAGCCGAGCCGCACUGCUUCUUGACACACUGCUCGCUUAACCCAGAAGCUAGCCGCACAAAUGUGUCGGAGGAAACACCGUACACCUGGCGACCAAGUCAGCGUGCACUGCGCCCGGCCCGCCACUGGAGUCGCUAGUGCGCGAUGGGACAAGAACAUCCCUGCCGGCCAAACCCUCCCCUAGCCUGAACGACGCUGGGCCAAUUGUGCGCCGCCCCAUGGGGCGGCCGGCUGCGACAGAGCCUGGACUCGAACCAGGAUCUCUAGUGGCACAGCUAGCACUGCGUGAUAUCUCCUUCUUAGUGUGCGCACACACACACAUACACUCUCACACACCAGUAGCAGUGUGUGUGUUCUCUGUGUCACUCCGUGUUUUGUCUCCCUCUGCUCUCAGGGUGCUAGGCCACUUUGAAAAGCCUCUGUUCCUGGAGCUGUGUCGUCACAUGGUCUUUGUGGAGCUGCAGGAGGGGGAGGGGCUGUUCGUCUGGAACACUGCAUCCACGAGACCGUAAGACCAGGCUAGAAUACCUGCUGGGAAUACACCAUGAAACACACUGUACAUAUGCUUAGAGCUAGCCCUAACCCUAACACCAGCAUCCACUUACAUUUUUGCUUAGUCAAUAUCAUAGAUGUGUUUUUAUGAGUCAUUCCGUGCACCUAGGGGAAUUUAGCUUUCUGUGUGUGGUAUAGGACGGUACAGAGCCGGUUGUGAAGGACAUGCUCCCGGGGGACGGUGUUCAUAGCCUACUCAGUAUUAUGGACAUCAUCACUGUGAGUUUAUGGCUAUUCCCUUUAUAGUGCACUACCUUUGACCAUAGGGCUAUUGUCAAAAGUAGUGCACUAUAUAGGGAAUUAGCUGUCAUUUUAGACAAGACUAUAUCUCCCCUCCAUCUGACGCACCUUACACCAGCCUCUGUUCUCCUCUGGCUUCUCUUCUACCCACCUCUCCCCCCAUCCAUCUCUCCCUCCUCCCUGUCCUGUCCUCGAUCCAGCCAGCUCUGCUCAUCCCUCCCUCCCUCUGUUCUUCACUGCUAUACCUCUGUUCAUCUUUGCCCCCUCUCUAUUCCUCUCCCGCUUAUUUUUCAAUCUGUCUAUUCCUCCCUCUAUCCUCCUCUUAUUAUUUCAGUGUUCCAUCCACAUUAAUCUAUUUCCAUCUUCCUUUACCAGACUAGGUCACUCUGGUUAACCCUCCUCCUCUCUCUCUCUCCCCCUCCUUGUGUGAUUGGUUGGUUCCUGUGUUCCUCAGGGUUACCCCGCCCCCUAUAAGACGUUGUCAGUGCGGGCUGUGUCUCGCUCAUCUAUCCUGCGUCUGCCCGCCUCAGCCUCCAGUCGGUGUUUGAGAAGUACCCUGAGACUCUAAUGCGCGUCAUUCAGGUCCAACCCCAACCCUCAGCCUGCUCCCAAACACAUUUCAAACAAACAGGACUCUUUGGAUGUGACCCCCUAAUGGCAACGAUUGCGUCCCAAAAUGCACCCUAUUCCCUAUGGGCCCUAGUCGAAAGUGGUGCACUAUGUAGGAAAUAGGGUGCCAUUUGGGACAAAACCAAGGAUGGAAACUGCCUAACCUGAGUUGAAAGCACACCCUGAUUGUUCUGAAGAAUAAUUUCUCCAUUGAUGUUAUUGUGGCUGUAUUACAGCCAUUGUUGUAGAGUGGUGUUUAAUCCACCUUGGUGUUUGAUCCACCUUGGUUUUUGAUCCACCUUGGUGUGUGUCCCAGAUAAUCAUGGUGCGACUCCAGAGAGUGACCUUCCUGGCAUUACAUAACCACCUGGGCCUGACCACAGAGCUCUUCAACCCGGUAAUACACACACUUACACAGUAGAGUACACACUCCAGCGAUAUCGCGCACGCGCACACACAAACAAACAAACAAACACACACACACACACACACACACACACACAACCUAAAUUCACACACCAUUAAGCCCAGCAUCAUAGCUUUAUCCUCCAUACAGUCUUAAAGCUCAGUGAAAAUGAAUAAUAUGGAUCACAAGCCUCUAUAGGACAGUAACUUUUAAACCCACUUGCCUCUAAUCUUCCAUCAGUGUUAAAGCUUUAUUGUUCUCCAUCACUGAGCGAGACUGGAAGUCUUCACUCAGACCCUCCCUGACCCAAUCUUCUUUAACAGCCACUUUAUUCUACAAUUGAAUUCUGUCAUUCUGAUUUAACUUUCUCUAGUACUAGUUUCGUUCAUCCACCUCAUAUUGUAUUCUCUAAUGUUGUUUAAUGCAUGAUUAGGUUGAUAUGAUGUAAAAUAGUGCAACAUCUUUGCAUCUUUGAUUGACAGGAGUGUCACGCGGUCCCCUUUUGACAGUUGCUGGGGUGAUAGGAGAGGGAAGUCCGGUCAGGAUGCCACGCAGACCCCACUUUCAGGAGGAUCCUGUCUCCGUCCCCACACCUGCACCUACAGAAAUCUGCUCCGACACAGACGCUGGGAAAGACAGUCCCUCCAACGCCUUUAGGAAGACUCACUAUCUUUAUGCCCACUGAUGGUACAGGUAGUUUUGUCCACUGCUGAGUACUACAACUUCAUUCACUUGUGGCUUCACAUGCACACUAUGCCCAUCAAUACCUCUCUCUGCUCAGCAGGGGUGACAGGGAACAACCUGAACAUGGCAUACGAGCGAGCCAGAGUCACCAUAGACGAACGCCCCUCCAGCCCUGUCAUUUAUAAGGUGAGCGUCCGUUCUUCCUCCCUUCCCUCUCCUUUACACCUCUCUGUGUGUCCCAAAUGGCACCCUAUUCCCUACAUGUUGUAUAGGGAAUAGGGUGCCAUUUGGGCCACAGCCACUGACACACCCACCUUUGCUUCUGGACCUGUGUCUGCCUCACUCAUGUCUGAAUCCCCCCCCCCCCCCCCUUCCCUAUCUGUCCUCCCACCUCUCCUCCAGUCCAGCCUGAAGAAGAGUGUGACCAUGCAGCACACGCCCUCGGCGGUGUUCCACUACACAGACAGCGAGGGAUGCCUUGACAACGUCCACCCCAGCAAGGUCAGCGCCAUCUGCGCCAGUUUCGGACAGGGAGUACCAUAUAGACGUAUAAUAUAUAGUAAUAUGUACGUAGAAUAUAUGGUUAAAUAUGGUAAUAUAAUUCAUGUUGCACGGUAUACCACGACCACGGUAAUAUCACAGUAGCAAAACGUCAUGAUACCAACAUUUUAGAACACCGUAGUCCUGUUUCAUAUGAUACUACCUAAUUAUUCAGCCCUACUGAUCUAAAGAAUCUUCUGGCGCCUGUUAUAAAAUGUUUAUAAAGUCAGUUUUGUAAAAUAAAUAAUGUUGAAUUUAAGCAACAGCCACUAGUCUUUUGUAUACGCAGGUCCAAUAAUAUAAAUGUUGCUUUCAUGCGCAUUUCACGUGUGGCGGUGUAAUCAGCCAGCCGCAUCCCCUACCAGCCCUCACUCACCUGGUUCUCUCCGCAUCCCCUACCAGCCCUCCCUCACCUGGUUCUCACCGCAUCCCCUACCAGCCCUCACUCACCUGGUUCUCUCCACAUCUCCUACCAGCCCCCACUCACCUGGUUCUCUCCGCAUCCCCUACCAGCCCUCACUCACCUGGUUCUCUCCGCAUCCCCUACCAGCCCUCACUCACCUGGUUCUCUCCGCAUCCCCUACCAACCCUCCUUCACCUGGUUCUCACCGCAUCCCCUACCAGCCCUCACUCACCUGGUUCUCUCCGCAUCCCCUACCAGCCCUCCCUCACCUGGUUCUCACCGCAUCCCUUACCAGCCCUCACUCACCUGGUUCUCUCCGCAUCCCCUACCAGCCCUCACUCAUCUGGUUCUCUCCGCAUCCCCUACCAGCCCUCCCUCACCUGGUUCUCACCGCAUCCCCUACCAGCCCUCACUCACCUGGUUCUCUCCGCAUCCCCUACCAGCCCUCACUCACCUGGUUCUCUCUGCAUCCCCUACCAGCACUCUCUCACCUGGUUCUCUCCAUCCGCUCUUCAUGCGCAUCUAUUCCUCCAUCAGUUUAAAAUAUAAUUUUGCUGUGAUGGUGAGCGGGGAUGCAGACCCUGAUGAGUCUUCUGUUGUUAGAUUUCUACAUUUGUUACAUUGGAGCAGCACUAGCGAAGUUGAUACAUUGUAUCAUUUCAUCGCCUGUUAUAACCAAGAGCACAGACCAGCCUAUGUAGACUUUGCCAGUUCACUGUCAUGCAGCCUCUGAGGGCCAGAGAGGGAAAAUGGAGGCAUGCUUGCAGCUUUCCAGCAAAGAAAACAGCUUGUUUCUAGCCUAAACGGUUAAAAACAUAUGACCCAUAUUACCGGAGAUGCCUUUUUUUCAUUCUAUAGGGAUUCACGCACAUUUUAUAUAAUUCACAAAGAAUGUUGCAGGCCGUUUUAAACUAAUCCCGGGUUGCUAAUUAAACGUUGUUCAGUCAUGUUACAUAGCUAGCUAACAACCUGGUAACUUGACAGUAAGUUCAGGCAAAUUUGAUUGGCACAGGAAGAAAGGAAAAGGGUCUGCUGCUCAUGAGAUGUGCUUCAAAUGCAGGAUUCAUAUAGGCCUAAAGUAAGUCUAAACUAUAUAAAAAAUAUAUUUAUUUCUGGUGCUCCUUAAAUUCUGUUUGAUGCUGUUAGGUUCUAAAUAACAAGGUAAAAACCGACCGACAACUAUAAAAGCUCAAACCGAGUUUAUUCACCCAAUGGGUCAGACAGCUGAACAGACUAAAAACAUGUUUCCACCAGCACAAGUGUAUAUAUAUAUAUACCCCAAUUUAGGUGAACUCCUCCUUCCCUCUAAACAUUACAUGCAGGUAAGUGAUGCAGGUAAUAAACUGUUCCUUCUCCCUUAAUGUGACCUGACCUCUUCCCCAUUCCUCACUAAUCCACAGCUCUCCACCCUUAUCAGUGACUGCAACCUUUCCUUUACUCAGUACAUUCCAAGCUUAAUUGCCGCUACCAUAUAUAUUCCUCCUACAGAUAACCAUUAACUUCUGGUGUAUAAACCAGACUAUGGCACUCCUCAUGUCUAUAGGAUACCUGAUGAUUAACAAUAUUUCAAGUUUAGAAGUCAGAACCCACCAAUGCCUAACAUUUGUAAAAGCUGGGAGCAGUGUAUGUGUGUUUGUGGGAGAGAGUGGUGUGUGUGUUUAUGAGAGAGAGGGAGACAGUGUGGGAGGAAGAGUGUACAGUGCAUUCGGAAAGUACUCAGACCCCUUGACUUUUUCCACAUUUUGUUACGUUACAGCCUUAUUCUAAAAUGGAUGAAAUAAAAAUUUUCCUCAUCAAUCUACACACAAUACAUCAUAAUGAACAGGUUUUUAGAAAUGUUAGCACAUUUAUUCAAAUAAAAAACAGAUACCUUAUUUACAUAAGUAUUCAGACCCUUUGCUAUGAGACUCGAAAUUGAGCUCCGGUGCAUCCUUUUUCCAUUGAUCACCCUUGAUGUUUCUACAACUUGAUUGGAGUCCACCUGUGGAAAAUUCAAUUGAUUGGACAUGAUUUGGAAAGGCACACACCUGUCUAUAUAAGGUCCCACAGUUGACAGUGCAUGUCAGAGCAAAAACCAAGCCAUUUGGUCGAAGGAAUUGUCUGUAGAGCUCUGAGACAGGAUUGUGUCGAGGCACAGAUCUGGGGAAGGACACCAAAAAAUGUCUGCAGCAUUGAAGGUCCCCAAGAACACAGUGGCCUCAGUCAUUCUUAAAUGUAAGAAGUUUGGAACCACCAAUACUCUUCCUAGAGCUGAGCAAUCGGGGGAGAAGGGCCUUGGUCAGGGAGGUGACCAAGAAUCCGAUGGUCACUCUGACAGAGCUCCAGAGUUCCUCUGUGGAGAUGGGAGAACCUUCCAGAAGGACAACCAACUCUGCAGCACUCCACCAAUCAGGACUUUAUGGUAGAGUGACCAGAUGGAAGCCAUUCCUCAGUAAAAGGCACAUGGCAGCCCGCUUGGAGUUUUCCAAAAGGCACCUAAAGGACUCUCAGACCAUGAGAAACAAGAUUCUCUGGUCUGAUGAAACCAAGAUUGACCUGAAUGCUAAGCGUCACGUCUGGAGGAAUCCUGACACCAUCCCUACGGUGAAGCAUGGUGGUGGCAGCAUCAUGCUGUGGGGAUGUUUUUCAGCAGCAGGGAAUGGGAGCCUAGUCACGAUCGAGGGAAAGAUGAACGGAGCAAAGCACAGAGACAUCCUUGAUGAAAACCUGCUCAGGACCUCAGACUAGGGUGAAGGUUCACCUUCCAACAGGACAAUGACCCUAAGCACACAGCCUUGUAGCGUCAUACCCAAGAAGACUCGAGGCUGUAAUCGCUGUCAAAGGUGUUUCAACAAAGUACUGAGUAAAGGGUCUGAAUACUUAUAUAUUUCAGUUUAUUAUUUUUUAUACAUUUGCCAACAUUAAAAAAUAACUGUUUUUGCUUUGUCAUUAUGGGGUAUUGUGUAUAAACUGAUGAGGGAAAAAAAAUAUUUAAUCAAUUUUAGAAUAAGGCUGUAAUGUAACAAAAUGUGGAAAAAGUCAAGGGGUCUGAAUGCUUUCCGAAUGCACUGUAUGUGUCUGUGUUAACUGAAGAGUAAAGAAGGUUUCAUGCAGUGUUUUCCACUUACUGCCACAAUGACAUGCAGAUAGAUCAUUUAUGUAUGUAUGUAUGUACAGUAUAUUCCUUCCAUCCAUUCCUCCAACAAAUCACAGGUAGGCCUUUGCAAAUAUGAGCAAAUCAGCCAUUAUAUGCAGUAUUCUAUUAUACACUGAACAGUGUGAAGUUAAAUUCAGUAGAAGUGUGAAUUUCAGUGACCAGUUGUUUUGCCUAGCACAUGCACAGAAUGUUUAGAAAACAGGAACAAGCAUCCGGGGGGCGGGGCGAACAGGACGCAGAUAUUUUUUCCCCGUUUUAGCGCGAUAGUACUCGGUAUUGUGAUACUUGACCUGGUAUCGUAUCGUUAGUAAAAUGUUGGUAUCGUGACUACACUAAAUAGAAUUACUAGAACAGACAUUCCCAUUCAAGUCAUUCCUCUGUGAUGGGUGGAUUGGCAGCCAUAUGUAAUUCUAUAGUGCUCUCCAUAGAAAUAGAAUGACUAGAAUGGACACAAGUCAUUCUUCUGUCCAUUGGUAGAUCGCCGGCCAAUUUUUGUGGAGAGUUCUACUGUGAGACUGUAUUGAGGACCUACAGUGAGGGAAAAAAGUAUUUGAUCCCCUGCUGAUUUUGUACGUUUGCCCACUGACAAAGACAUGAUCAGUCUAUAAUUUUAAUGGUAGGUUUAUUUGAACAGUGAGAGACAGAAUAACAACAAAAAAAUCCAGAAAAAAAUGUUAUAAAUUGAUUUGCAUUUUAAUGAGGGAAAUAAGUAUUUGACCCCUCUGCAAAACAUUACUUAGUACUUGGUGGCAAAACCCUUCUUGGCAAUCACAGAGGUCAGACGUUUCUUGUAGUUGGCCACCAGGUUUGCACACAUCUCAGGAGGGAUUUUGUCCCACUCCUCUUUGCAGAUCUUCUCCAUGUCAUUAAGGUUUCGAGGCUGACUUUUGACAACUCAAACCUUCAGCUCCCUCCACAGAUUUUCUAUGGGAUUAAGGUCUGGAGACUGGCUAGGCCACUCCAGGACCUUAAUGUGCUUCUUCUUGAGCCACUCCUUUGUUGCCUUGGCCGUGUGUUUUGGGUCAUUGUCAUGCUGGAAUACCCAUCCACAACCCAUUUUCAAUGGCCUGGCUGAGGGAAGGAGGUUCUCACCCAAGAUUUGACGGUACAUGGCCCCGUCCAUCGUCCCAUUGAUGCGGUGAAGUUGUCCUGUCCCCUUAGCAGAAAAACACCCCCAAAGAAUAAUGUUUCCACCUCCAUGUUUGAAGGUGGGGAUGGUGUUCUUGGGGUCAUAGGCAGCAUUCCUCCUCCUCCAAACACGGCGAGUUGAGUUGAUGCCAAAGAGCUCCAUUUUGGUCUCAUCUGACCACAACACUUUCACCCAGUUCUCCUCUGAAUCAUUCAGAUGUUCAUUGGCAAACUUCAGACGGCCCUGUAUAUAUGCUUUCUUGAGCAGGGGGACAUUGCGGGCGCUGCAGGAUUUCAGUCCUUCACGGCGUAGUGUGUUACCAAUUGUUUUCUUGGUGAUUAUGGUCCCAGCUGCCUUGAGAUCAUUGACAAGAUCCUCCCGUGUAGUUCUGUGCUGAUUCCUCACCGUUCUCAUGAUCAUUGCAACUCCACGAGGUGAGAUCUUGCAUGGAGCCCCAGGCCAAGGGAGAUUGACAGUUCUUUUGUGUUUCUUCCAUUUGCGAAUAAUCGCACCAACUGUUGUCACCUUCUCACCAAGCUGCUUGGGGAUGGUCUUGUAGCCCAUUCCAGCCUUGUGUAGGUCUACAAUCUUGUCCCUGACAUCCUUGGAGAGCUCUUUGGUCUUGGCCAUGGUGGAGAGUUUGGAAUCUGAUUGAUUGAUUGCUUCUGUGGACAGGUGUCUUUUAUACAGGUAACAAGCUGAGAUUAGGAGCACUCCCUUUAAGAGUGUGCUCCUAAUCUCAGCUCGUUACCUGUAUAAAAGACACCUGGGUGCCAGAAAUCUUUCUGAUUGAGAGGGGGUCAAAUACUUAUUUCCCUCAUUAAAAUGCAAAUCAAUUUAUAACAUUUUUGACAUGCGUUUUUCUGGAUUUUGUUGUUGUUAUUCUGUCUCUCACUGUUCAAAUAAACCUACCAUUAAAAUUAUAGACUGAUUUCUUUGUCAGUGGGCAAACUUACAAAAUCAGCAGGGGAUCAAAUACUUCUUUCCCUCACUGUAUGUCCUCAUUUUUGUCAAUGUCUGAAUCCCUACCUGUCUCUCACACCUACCUUUUCUCCUUCUGUACCAUAAUAUCUCUCUCUCUCUCUCUCUCUCUCUCUCUCUCUCUCUCUCUCUCUCUCUCUCUCUCUCAGGAUGCUGGUCUGUUGGAGGGCAGGGUGACUCUGCGCCAGGUCAAAGCAGGCUCUGUGGUGGCCGGACAGGGAGACCAGGUCAGACACACACACAACAUUUGCUGAUUCACCUUUGGUCAUACCCAUCCACACCUGGGUUCAAAUACUAUUUUGAAACCAUUUCAAAUAAUUUCUGUGCUUGAUUGACAUUGAGCGUUCAUAGCUUAAUGGACCAAUAGAAUAGUCCCUAAACUGUAAACCCCACCCAUCUUGCACUCCAGGCAGGCCAUAGCAAAUGCUUAAAGUACUGGAAAGAUUUAAAAUAGUAUUUGAUCCCAGGUCUGUACCCAUGUCUCAUAGCUGUCUUCUCUCCCUGUGAGUGAGUAUGUGUGUGUGUGUUGCAGGAAGUGAGUGUGGAGUUUGAUUUCGGGCCUGUUGCAUGUGUACCAGUGGAUAAUCGACCGCGAGGAGGACACAUGUCUGUUUUUGACCCACCCCGGGGAGCUGGUGGGCCAGCUGGCUGUGCUGACCAGAGAACCUCUCAUUUUCACUGUCCGAGCCCACCGAGACAGCAGCUUCCUCUCCAUCUCCAAGACACACUUCUACGAGUGGGGCACAGGAAAUACACAUUGUCAUACACAUGUAUUAGGGCAUGUCAGACACUCUAUAGUCACCUGUCGUUUGGUUUAAUGUAAAUUGUGUGUGCGUGUGUCUGUGUUCCCUCCUCAGAAUCAUGCUUGCAGAGCCCACGGUGGUACUGAACGUAGCUCACACGGCCAUUCGGAGGAUGUCGUCCUUCGUUAGGCAGAUAGACUUUGCUCUGGACUGGAUGGCUGUGGAGGCCGGCCAGGCAGUCUACAGGUAGGUAACCCCUCUCUCCACACUGUCUACACUCUCUCACACUCCUAUCAGUUCACUGAUCUAUUUCCAUCUCAUCUAGAGAUGUUACAUCUGCAAUGAAACCACAAGAGUGAUUAGCCUUAACCUCAAACAUGAUAAUGAAAGUCAAGACAUUACCACAAUCAAAAACAUCUAAGAUGGCUUAGCUGUGUGGUUGUGUAUUCUGUUGUGUCCUCGUGUAAAUAGCCAGUUUUUUUUUGUUGUUGUCUUUUUUCAUAUAUAUUUCUCUAUCUCACUUUCCAUUCUUUAACUAAAUAUACUUUCUUGCAACCCGCCUCACCCAAUGUGGAAUGGAUUCUAUUAUUUCUUUAUUUUUAUCAAGAACCUACGGCUGAAACUAGCCAGCUAGGCAGCUAACUUGCUAUUAGCCACCGUUAGCGGUCUUCACCACUGUCCGUGGCCUGCACUACCUUCCAGACAGCUCUAGCCUGGACAAUUAUCGGCCAGUCUGCACAGCGUGCUAUCGACCCAGAGCAUAUCGUAUUUUCUGCCGGAAUCACUGAAUCACUGGACCUUAACACCGGAUCAUCGCAACUAGCUAGCUGCAACCGAAUGGCUGUUGUUGGCUAAUCACCACUGUCCCGACGCACCAGUCAGCCUUGAGCUAGCCUCGAGCCAGGCCCAUCUCCCGGCUAUCUACCUCUCUGUCAACCGGACGGGACCUCCUAGUGUCGACACGGAGCCCCGCCGAUCCAUCACGACUGGUCUGCCGACGUAAUCGUCUGAUGUGGUUUCAACAGGCUUCCCGUUGCGAAGACCACGAAGAUCCAUCUGCUAGCCCCGGCCCGCUAGCACGCACAAUCAACAGCCGUGCCUCCUGCUCGCCUGUGCUGUAGCAGCCUACGAACUGCUCCCGGACUUACCUAUUGCUGUUCACAGGACCUUAUGAUCACUCAGCUUCACAGCUGAUGCCUGCUGGACUGUUACUUUACACGGUACCCCAUCCUGUUUAUCUGUUUAGCCUCAGCCCAAACUUUCGUCCCGUUACCAGUUGUUGUCUUAGCCCUCUCGAAUAACACCUGUGAUUGCGUUAUGCCUCUCUCCCAUGUCAAUAUGCCUAGCCUAUUGCUGUUUGGGUAGUUCUUAUUGUACUAUUUCACUGUAAAGCCCCCAGUCCCGCUCAACCUGCCUCAGAUAGCUCCUUUGUCCACCCCACAUACACGCGGAGACCGGCUCAAUCGGUACCUCCAGUGAUGCUAUCUCUUUCAUCGUUACCCAAUGCUUAGGGGUACCUCCACUGUACUCAUAUCCUUCCAUAUCCUUGUCUGUACAUAAUGCCCUGAAUCUAUUCUACAACACCCGGAAAUCUGCCCCUUUUAUUCUCUGUACACAACGCACUAGAAGACCAGUUCUUAAAGCCUUUAGCCGUAUCCUUAUUCUGUUCCUCUGGUGAUGUAGAGGUUAACCCAGGCCCUGUAGCCCCCAGUAUCACUCCAAAUCCCCAGGUGCUAUAAUUUGUUGACUUCUGUAACCGUAAAAGCCUUGGUUUCUUGCAUGUUAACAUCAGAAACCUUCUCCCCAAGUUUGAGUUAUUCACUGCGUUAGCACACUCUGCCAACCCUGAUGUUCUAGCAGUGUCUGAAUCCUGGCUUAGGAAGGCCACCAAAAAUGCUGAAAUUUCCAUCCCGAACUACAACAUUUUCCGUCUAGAUAGAACUGCCAAAGGGGGCGGAGUUGCAAUCUACUGUAGAGAUAGCCUGAAGAGCUCUAUCAUACUAUCCAGGUCUGUGCCCAAACAGUUUGAGCUUCUACUUCUAAAAAUCCACCUUUCCAGAAAUAAGUCUCUCACUGUUGCCGCCUGCUACAGACCCCCCUCAGCCCCCAGUUGUGCCCUGGGCACCAUAUGUGAAUUGCUUGCCCCCCAUCUAUCCUCAGAGUUCGUACUGCUUGGUGACCUAAACUGGGAUAUGCUUAACACCCCGGCCGUCCUACAAUCUAAACUAGAUGCCCACAAUCUCACACAAUUUAUUCAAGGAACCUACCAGGUACAACCCUAAAUCCGUAAACAUGGGCACCCUCAUAGAUAUCAUCCUGACUAAUUUACCCUCUAAAUACACCUCCGCUGUCUUCAACCAGGAUCUCAGCGAUCACUGCCUCAUUGCCUGUGUCCGUAAUGGGUCCGCGGUCAAACGACCACCCCUCAUCACUGUCAAACGCUCCCUAUAACACUUCAGCGAGCAGGCCUUUCUAAUUGACCUGGCCCGGGUAUCCUGGAUGGAUAUUGACCUCAUUCCGUCAGUAGAGGAUACCUUGAUGUUCUUCAAAAGUGCUUUCCUCUCCGUCUUAAAUAAGCAUGCCCCAUUCAAAAAAUGCAGAACUAAGAACAGAUAUAGCCUCUGGUUCACCCCAGACUUGACUGCCCUUGACCAGCACAAAAACAUCCUGUGGCGUACUGCAUUAGCAUCGAACAGCCCCCGCGAUAUGCAACUUUUCAGGGAAGUCAGGAACCAAUAUACACAAUCAGUUAGGAAAGCAAAGGCUAGCUUUUUCAAACAGAAAUGUGCAUCCUGUAGCACUAACUCCAAAAUGUUUUGGGACACUGUAAAGUCCAUGGAGAAUAAGAGCACCUCCUCCCAGCUACCCAAUGCACUGAGGCUAGGAAACACUGUCACCACCGAUAAAUCUACGAUAAUCGAGAAUUUCAAUAAGAAUUUUGCUACGGCUGGCCAUGCUUUCCACCUGGCUUCUCCUACCCCGGCCACCAGCUCUGCACCCUCCACUGCAACUUGCCCAUGCCCCCCCCCCCCCCCCGCAUCUCCUUCACCCAAAUUCAGAUAGCUGAUGUCCUGAAAGAGCUGCAGAAUCUGGACCCCUACAAAUCAGCUGGGCUAGACGAUCUGGACCCUUUCUUUUUUAAAUUAGCCGCCGAAAUUGUCACAACCCCUAUUACUAGCCUGUUCAACCUCUCUUUCGUAUCGUCUGAGAUCCCCAGAGAUUGGAAAGCUGCCGCGGUCAUUCCCCUCUUCAAAGGGGGUGACACUCUAGAUCCAAACUGUUACAGACCUAUAUCCAUCCUGCCCUGCCUUUCGAAAGUAUUUGAAUGCCAAGUUAACAAACAGAUCACCGACCAUUUCGAAUCCCACCGUACCUUCUCUGCCAUGCAAUCUGGUUUACGAGCUGGUCAUGGGUGCACCUCAGCCACGCUCAAGGUCCUAAACGAUAUAAUAACCGCGAUCGUUAAAAGAUAGUACUGUGCAGCCGUCUUCAUCGACCUGGCCAAGGCUUUCGACUCUGUCAAUCACCACAUUCUUAUUGGCAGACUAAAUAGCCUUGGUUUCUCAAAUGACUGCCUCACCUGGUUCACCAACUACUUCUCAGAUAGAGUUCAAUGUGUCAAAUCGGAGGGCCUGUUGUCUGGACCUCUGGCAGACUAUGGGGGUGCCACAGGGUUCAAUUCUCGGGCCGACUCUAUUCUCUGUGUAUAUCAAUGAUGUCGUUCUUGCUGCUGGUGACUCUCAGAUCCACCUCUACGCAGACGACACCAUUUUGUAUACAUCUGGCCCUUCAUUGGACACUGUGUUAACAAACCUUAAAACGAGCUUCAAUACCAUACAACACUCCUUCCGUGGCCUCCAACUGCUCUUAAACACUAGUAAAACUAAAUGCAUGCUCUUCAAUCGAACGCUGCUUGCACCCGCCCGCCCGACUAGAAUCACUACUCUCGGCGGGUCUGACUUAGAAUAUGUGGACAACUACAAAUACCUAGGUGUCUGGUUAGACUGUAAACUCUCCUUCCAGACUCACAUUAAGCAUCUCCAAUCCAAAGUUAAAUCUAGAAUCGGCUUCCUAUUUCGCAACAAAGCCUCCUUCACUCAUGCUGCUAAACAUGCCCUCGUAAAACUGACUAUCCUACCGAUCCUUGACUUCGGCGAUGUCAUUUACAAAAUAGCUUCCAACACUCUACUCAGUAAAUUGGAUGUAGUCUAUCACAGUGCCAUCAGUUUUGUCACCAAAGCCCCAUAUACUACCCACCAUUGUGACCUGUAUGCUCUCGUUGGCUGGCCCUCACUACAUAUUCGUCGCCAAACCCACUGGCUCCAUGUCAUCUAUAAAUCACUUCUAGGCAAAUCCCCGCCUUAUCUUAGCUCAUUGGUCACCAUAGCAACACCCACCCGUAGUAUGCGUUCCAGCAGGUAUAUCUCACUUGUCAUCCCCAAAGCCAACACCUCCUUUGGCCGCCAUUCCUUCCAGUUCUCUGCUGCAAAUGACUGGAACGAACUGCAAAAAUCUCUGAAGCUGGAGACACUUAUCUCCCUCACUAACUUUAAGCAUCAGUUGUCAGAGCAGCUUUCCGAUCACUGCACCUGUACACAGCCCAUCUGUAAUUAGCCUACCUAACUACCUCAUCCCCAUAUUGUUAUUUACAUUGUUAUUUAUUUUGCUCAUUUGCAUCCCAGUAUCUCUAUUUGCACAUCAUCUUCUGCACAUCUAUCACUCCAGUGUUAAUACUAAAUUGUAAUUAUUUUGCACUAUGGCCUAUUUAUUGCCUUACCUCCAUAACUUACUACAUUUGCACACACUGUAUAUAGAUUUUCUAUUGUGUUAUUGACUGUACAUUUUGUUUAUUCCAUAUGUAACUCUGUGUUGUUGUUUUUUUUAUCGCACUGCUUUGCUUUAUCUUGGCCAGGUCGCAGUUGUAAAUGAGAACUUGUUUAAAAAAAAAUAAUUCUACACACUGAUUUGGAAGCUUGAAUUUGAGUCUGGCUGUGUUCAAGUGUGGUGACAUUGAAGUCGUAAAGUUGAAAUAAACCCCCCUACUCUCUCCCUUUCUCCCUUCUAUCUCUCUCAGACGGGGAUAAGUCCGACAGCACCUUCAUAGUUCUGAGUGGCCGUCCGCGCUCCGUCAUCAUGAAGGAGGAGGAGCAAGAAGGAGCUGACCGGAGAGUAUGACCACGGUGACCUCAUCAGCGUGGUAGGGGGUCAAAUGUUGGGGGUCACAAUGGGUGGUACCGUUGCAAAACGCAGCAGCCGUGGAACAAACAAUGUCAGGCUUUUAAAGAUGUCAUAGUGUUAUUGAUUGUAGACGUAAGCAAACCCAUUUAGACACUGUUUCAUGCAGGAUCAGGCUUAAGCCCCACCCUGACAGGGCUAUUCCCCACCUAUCUCUGAGCUAUGUGUGUUACACUGCUGACAUGGCUUUGCGUUGCCGCGGUGACGCCCACACUGCUAAGAAUACCUGCCUGAGCCGACUCGGCCGAUGCCAUGGUUACUGGCUCCAGAGGUUAGCCGUAGUUGCAGUGUCCAUGGGGACGGGUUUUGGUGAGCAUGGCGGAAUGCUCGUCAGCGAUCCUGAUGCUAGGAUACAGAAUUAGAUCCUGUGUGUACGUCACCAGCACCACAGUGUUAUUACAGAGAGGGAUCCAGUGCUUUGAUAUGUAAGGGCAUUGCCUGGCUGGCUGGUGCUGAUUGAAAUAGACACAGGAGAACCAGUGGGGCUUUAAUUGUCUGGCUCACCAAUGUACCAUUCAAUUUUUGGCCCAUUCCUCAGAUCACAAGUUUUAUCUUAGAUAGUUAUUGUUAUUAUCUGCACCAGUCAGUGCUUUUUUAAACUAAAUGUGUUCCUAUUUGUAUGGCUAAGAUAAUUUCAACUCCUUAUUAAAAACAAGGAUCGUGCAAUGAUUAUGAAAUCAAUGGCAAGAGUGUUAGGGGUUAAGUUUGGUGCAUAGUUCCUGUAUGAUGAUUGGCAGUGUUGACCAAUGGGAGCCUGUGGGGUUUCUAGUGACCCCGCCCAGGUGGAGGCCCUGACCCAUCAGAACAGAGCAACCACGGUGCAUGCAGUACGGGACUCUGAGCUGGCCAAACUACCAGAGGGAGCACUCGGCUUCAUCAAGAGGAAGUUCCCGCAGGUACGUAGUUCAACUGGCGUUCAGGCACACGCACACGCUCAUGGCUCACUCACACACUCACACACACACAUACACACACACAACUCACACUCACUAAUUCACACACAUGACACACACGACACUCCUACAGACACACGUGCUCUCUGUCUUGUGUUUCAGGUAGUCACAAGGUUGAUCCACCUUCUUGGCCAGAAGAUCCUUCAGCAGGUCAAUGGCCCUCUGACAGGUGUGUGCGUGUACGUGCGUGUGUGUGUAGAUGUGUGUGUGCAGGCAUGUGUUUUACACAGAAGGAUCUGACUCCUCCUUUAUCUGCUAGAUAUAACAUAUCUUUAUGAUAAUGUUGCUGUCUCUAUCCAUAGCUGUGUAUCUGUCCUCUCAGUUCGAAGUCUGGCCCUGCACACCCCUAGUAGUAAGUGGGAUGCAGGGAACCCGGCCUCAAACCUGUCCACUGUCACCUUGCUGCCUGUGUCUGAGGAGGUGCCUCUCACAGCCGUCACACUGAAGCUGCAGGAUGCACUCAUUUUCAUUGGUAACCACACACACACACACACACUCACAUACAGUGCAUUCGGAAAGUAUUCAGACCCCUUGACUUUUUCCACAUUUUGUUACGUUACAGCCUUAUUAUAAAAUGGAUUAUAUACUUUUUUCCCCUCAUCAAUAUACACACAAUACCCCAUAAUGACAAAGUGAAAACAGUUUUUUUUUAUUUUAUUUUUUUAAACGUUUUUAAAAAAACGAUACCUUAUUUACAUAAGUAUCCAGACCCUUUGAUUUGAGACUCGAAAUUGAGCUCAGGUACAUCCUGUUUCCAUUGUCAUCCUUGAGAUGGUUCUACAACUUGAUUGGAGUCCACCUGUGGUAAAUUCAAUUGAUUGGACAUGAUUUGGAAAGGCACACACCUGUCUAAAUAAGGUCCCACAGUUGGAAGUGUCAGAGCAAAAACCAAGCCAUGAGGUCGAGGGAAUUGUCUGUAGAGCUCCGAGACAGGAUUGCCGAGGCACAGAUCUGGGGAAGGGUACCAAAACAUUUCUGCAGCAUUGAAGGUCCCCAAGAAUACAGUGGCCUCAGUCAUUCUUAAAUGGAAGAAGUUUGGAACCACCAAGACUCUUCCUAGAGCUGGCUGCCCGGGCAAACUGAGCAAUCGGGGGAGUAGGGCCUUGGUCAGGGAGGUGACCAAGAACCCGAUGGUCACUCUGACAGAGCUCCAGAGUUCCUCUGUAGAGAUGGGAGAACCUUCUAGAAGAACAACCAUCUCUACAGCACUCCACCAAUCAGGACUUUAUGGUAGAGUGGCCAGACGGAAGCCACUCCUAAGGAAAAGGCACAUGACAGCCCGCUUGGAGUUUGCCAAAAGGCACCAAAAGGACUCUCAGACCAUGAGAAACAAGAUGUCAAAAAUGUCAACAACAAAAAAAAUGAUCUGGUCUGAUGAAACCAAGAUUGAACUCUUUGGCCUGAAUGCCAAGCGUCACGUCUGGAGGAAACCUGGACCAUCCCUACAGUGAAGCAUGGUGGUGGCAGCAUCAUGCUGUGGGGAUGUUUGUCACCGGCAGUAACUGGGAGACUAGUCAGGAUCGAGGGAAAGAUGAACAGAGCAAAGUACCGAAAGAUCCUUGAUGAAAACCUGCUCCAAAGCGCUCAGGACCUCAGACUGGAGUGAAGGUUCACCUUCCAACAUGACAAUGACCCUAAGCACACAGCCAAGACAACACAGGAGUGGCUUCGGGACAAGUCUCUGAAUGUCCUUGAGUGGCCCUGCCAGGACCUGGAAAUGAACCCGAUCUAACAUCUCUGGAGAGACCUGAAAAUAGCUGUGCGUCGACGCUCCCCAUCCAACCUGACAGCGCUUGAGAGGAUCUGCAGAGAAGAAUGGGAGAAACUCCCCAAAUAUAGGUGUGCCAAGCUUGUAGCGUCAUACCCAAGAAGACUCGAGGCUGUAAUCGCCUGCAAAGGUGCUUCAACCAAGUACUGAGUAAAGGGUCUGAAUACUUAUGUAAAUGUAUAUUUCCGUUUUUUAAAUUCUUUAUAAAUGUGCACACAUUUAUAAAAACCUGUUUUUGCUUAGUCAUUAAUGGGGUAUUGUGUGUAGAGCGAUGAGGGGAAAAAAACUAUAUAAUCCGUUUCAGAAUAAGGCUGUAACGUAACAAAUUGUGGGAAAAGUCAAGGGGUCUGAAUACUUUCCGAAUGCACUGUACACACACACACACACCUUGCAUUCACACACACACACUCUCUUUCUCUCUUACACACACACACACAAUUAUUGACAUCAUGUCAGUUCAAGGCUGUCUGGACAGUGCAGUUCAGCAGUGCUGUCCUUCCAUAGAUUUUUACCCUAGCACUGCACAGCUGAUUCAAAUAACCAUCUCCUCAUCCAGCUUUGAUCAUUUGAAUCAGCUGUGUAGUGCUAGGGCAAAAACCAAAACAAACACCCAGGCGGGGCCCCAGGAUCGAGUUUGGGAAACCCUGGUCUAGAAGACCAGCCUAUGUUGUUAUCAGACCCUGGCCCUUGGUGGAGUCAUUAGUGCACACCGUAGCAAACAGUUGCAAAACGUUCAGUAAUGGAAAUGGCUUUGCAAUAAAAACUAGUGUUUCUAUUGCACAAAUUCAGGUAGGAAGCUGCCUGUUUCAUUCCGCUUGUCUGUCUGACAGACUGACAGAGACUGACAUACUGGCAGACAGUGAGCAAGAGACCGACAAACAAAUGAAACAGGAAAGGACAAUAGUUUUCGUUGCAAAACUAGCAUUGGCUUUAGAAGAGGUUAGCUAGCUUAGUGUGUUAGCAUGGUGCUUGGGGAGAGGUUAGUUAGCUUAGCGUGUUAGCAUGGUGCUUAGUGAGAGAUUAGCCAAUUUAGCGUGUUAGCAUGGUGCUUGGGGAGAGGUUAGCUAGCUUAGCGUGUUUGCAUGGUGCUUGGGGAGAGAUUAGCUAAUUUAGCGUGUUAGCAUGGUGCUUGGCAGAGAAAGCCCCUGUGUUUGUAGUGGGAUUAAGGUUAGUGCAGAUCAUUAGGUUCUUUAAUCAUGUGUUUGCUGUGUGUUUAAACGGGCUCAAUGGCCAAAGCUACAAUGCAUGGUAUGUUUUCUCAACCUUAGAGAAGUGAGAGUGGUGAAAUGGAGAGAAUGAAAAGGUAG
Coregonus sp. 'balchen' is the source of this 26870-nucleotide messenger RNA. NCBI's taxonomy places the organism in Eukaryota, Metazoa, Chordata, Actinopteri, Salmoniformes, Salmonidae. The record is from the annotation of a GenBank genome assembly.